Molecule: messenger RNA, 1353 nt
Organism: Paramecium sonneborni
Lineage: Eukaryota; Ciliophora; Oligohymenophorea; Peniculida; Parameciidae
Source: the annotation of a GenBank genome assembly
AUGAAUAUUGAAAAUAGCAAAUAAAAUCUAAAGAAUAAAAUUCAUUAGACUAAAAUAGAGUGCUUCUAUUUUUCUUGCCAAGUUUAAAAUCAAAUAAUUCUGAAUUCAUUAAUUGAUUUAUAAAGUCAAAAACUAAGAGGAGGAGGUUGUGGUAGUUCAAUUGCAGAUACUAAAAUUUAAGAUGUAAACUAAAAAAACAUUCCUGAAGAUUUUUCUGAAAAGUUUAAAGGUUUUUUAAAAAUAAUACAAGAUAAAAGCCGCUUGAUAUCUGAUAAAUUUUAAAAGGAAGAAGUUUUAAUUGGAUUUUAGUGGUUUAAUCAUAAUAAGGAACAUAUUCAAACAAUUUGUUAAAAAGAAAAUCUGUGUAAAUAAUUUUACGAAGAAGCAAUAGAUCUGGCUAAACAAAAUUUUUCAACUUUAAAAAUUUAUGUCAAAGCUUCUGGAUUUUUAUUUCAUUAAUUGUUACAAAUUACUAAUUAGUUAUUUAGAAUAGUAUACUAUUAACAUCUUCAUAAUAAAAAAAGACGUUUAGAAAUAAAAUUGAAAGAAUAAUUUUUAUAAGACAUUGCUGAAAUUGAAACAUAAAUGAAUAUUGAAUCUUAAAAUAUAUGGAUGAAUGGAACUAAAUUUGAAUUAUAAAUGAUUAAAACUUGUUUAGCUCAUCUUAAUACUGAUUCAUAAGAAGGAACAAAAUUAUUAACGAACUUUUUAUCUAAUGCAGUUUCUUCUAUUAUUUCUUUAAGACCUAGUCCUAAACUUUUAGAUUCUAUUUUUGAAGGAGCUAAAUUUUUACUUUUAGAACUUUAUGAUAAAAAAAUAUAAAAUCCUAUCCAAUAAUAUUAAAUUUUUGAUUUUUUUGAAAAUUUAAAAUGGUCAAUAGUUAACUAAUUAAAAACUAAGUAAUAAUCAGUUUAAAGUGCAAUAAAUUAAUUAAAAGAUGGAUAUAAAAAAUAUUUCAGCAUUUCGUAAAAUUGGAUAGUACAUUUUUGUUGGGUUACUAUGUUAUCAGAAUUAAUAGCUUAUCGUCCAAUUAUUAGUAAAGAUGAUUAAGAAAUAUAAAAUUGGAAUGAACUGUUAAGAACCUAGAAAAUUGAAUAGUUAUCUUAUAACAAAAAAUUAUAUAUCUUAAAGUAUAAUCAAGAAAAGGAAUCUGGAAAUAUAUUCCCAUUCCUUUAAAUAUUUUAAGAAUUUUUAUUAAUUUAGCAAGAAGGUGAAAUGAAAAUGUUAUUUGAUUAUAUUACAUUCGAUUUUGAUUAGAAAAAAGAAAUUACUAACAAUUAAAUAGAAUAAAAUAUUAUCAUUUUAUUUAGUUAAUCUAAUUUUUAUAAUCCAAAGAGCUACUCUAACAAGCUA